AUGACAACCUCUAAAGAUGAGCUCGUCAAUCGAGCUUUCGAAGACAUGCACAACGGCUUAUCCCAGCGCGCUGCAGCAAAGAAACACGGCAUCACCCAAUCCACCUUGUCACGUCGUGUGCGCGGCCCCCUAACGAAACGCAAAUCGAAGGUCUUGACCCAACGACUAUUCCCCUCACAAGAGAGAUUCAUUUGCAAACGGAUAUCGGACGAGGACAAGGCUGGCCGUGCUCCAAGUCGUCCUCAGGUGGUCGGGUUCGUGACGUCGAUAUUGAAAAGAGCAGGAGAUCAUGACAAGCUGGGGCCGCAAUGGAUAGACCUCUUUAUAAACAGGAAUCCCGAGGUAGGGACCAAAAUCUCUAGCUCUCUCGGGUCAGCGCGAGCUAGGGGGUCUACUAAGGGAUCAGUCACCACUUCCGAUUUAUUGGGAGACCAGAUUGGCGACAAUGCCCUGGACGACUCAGAUGCCAUGAUUAAUGACGAUGCCCUCCCUCCAUCACCAGCCAUAAAACCACCUAGAACACCACCCAGAGUCGAGGACUCAGAGGAUGAAAUUAUCUUCAACACUCCCAAGACGGGCAGGGAUGUGAUGGAAGCCAUCCAGGACGAGCUACCUAACAUGGAUCCUCAUCUCGCGAUGGUUUUCAUUAAAACGGCCAAAGCCCUGGAUAUCCAGAACGCUAAAGUCGCUGCCUUGGAGCGCCAAAUUCAAUAUCCCGAGGCCCGGUUGGAGUUACAGGGAGCCCGUGAGCCUUAG
This is a messenger RNA of Sordaria macrospora k-hell, 756 nucleotides long. RefSeq lists its product as uncharacterized. Gene Ontology annotation, molecular function: DNA binding. The record is from RefSeq and is a predicted model, not a curated record. Lineage: Eukaryota; Fungi; Ascomycota; Sordariomycetes; Sordariales; Sordariaceae.